Messenger RNA from Cuscuta europaea, 1528 nucleotides. The record is from the annotation of a GenBank genome assembly. Lineage: Eukaryota; Viridiplantae; Streptophyta; Magnoliopsida; Solanales; Convolvulaceae.
AGAUAGCGAAACUAAAGCAACAUAUACAAAGAUUUAAAGUAUUUUAAAGUUACCAUUAUAUUCAACCGGGCAUUUUGAAAUCCCGUCCAAAUCCAAAUAGGUCAUAAAGACUAUAUAUAAUGCUGGAAAUUUCUAGUGGCAAUGUGACACCUACACCAUUAGACGGAUGUCCACUAGCUCAUGUAAAGUAUAGACCAUUGAGGGUGGCAUUGGGUUACAUAUUAGCAUUUUUCGGGGGAGUUGCAUAUGGAUAUUCGCAAACCUUUGUAGGUGGUCUUCUUAACAUGCCAAAGUUCCAGGUGGCGCUGUUGGGGAAAUCGUACAUAAAAUUGGUAAAAGCUGUGGUGUCUAAUUUUUGCACAUAUGUGCAUGGGUACAUGUUAAUUUGCUCUGUGUCAGUUCCAAUUGGGACAUCAAUCGGACUAAUUCUGGGCAUAAAGUUGCAAUCUUUUUGGGGUCCAAAAGGGAGAUUGAGAAGUGGAGCAAUAUUGGUACUAAUGGGUGCUUUGUGUGCUAUAGCUUUUCCUCUUGGCAUCGCUUUGGGAUUUUUCUUCUUUGUUAUUGGCAUAGGGAUUGGCAAUAUCCGGGAGGUUGUUCCUAUAUUGUAUAAACAAAUAACUCCCGAAGAUGUUCACGAAAGAAUAGACAACAUAUUUGAUCUUGCCUAUUAUGUUGGCUUGGUUGUAGCAUUACUCAUAAACUAUUUGGUUGCUAGCUUCUUUCCAAAUGGUUGGAAGGUUACAUUUAUAGCCAUAGCCAUACCCGCAGUUAUGUUGACUUUGGCGUCAAUUGUUCUUUUCUUGGUUGAGGUCAAUGAAUCUAAAGUAUCACCGAGGGUUCUACUUGGUCAACACUGUGGUGUCUUUGUCUCCAGGACAUUUUUCCUUCUUCUAGCUCAGUUUAUAGGGUCAUCACAAUUGGUGUUUUAUGGACCAAUGAUUUUGGAGUCGCUCAAGUUUGGGAGUUAUAAUCACCAAUUCCUCGCCCCUCUUAUUGGUUGCUCACUUGGAUCAUUAGCGGCUACUUUUGUGAUACUUUACCUCAUCCCUCACCAUCGACGAAGACAAACUUUUCUCAUAUCUUGCAUUACAAUUUGUGUUUCUCAGGGCUGUAUGUGGUUGCUUUUUGUCAUUUGGGGAACUAAAAGACACCACUUUAAAUCCCCACAAGUUAACACAAUUGCGGGAGUUUUGUUAAUGUUGAUUUAUAGCAGUUACUUUGUGAUAGACGGUCCUUAUGGUUGGACAAGAAAAAGGUAUCCCAAAGCGGCUCAAGGGGUUGGUAGCACGUUAGAGACUGCGAUUAUGCGUUUUGUCGUUGGCAUUAUGAACUCAAUAGUCCCCUUCUCGCUCUGUUUAUUUAAGAAAUGGGUUUUCCUGUACUUAGCUAUUGUUGCACUUGUUUAUUGCGUAAUUGCUCAUUACUUUGUUAGCGAUGAUCAUGCAGAAGAAGAUCAUAUCGUGAUUGUUUAACAGUUCUAACUUCUUAUGUAAUGUGAUAAAAAUAAAACAGAUUUCCAUUAUGCUCG